Molecule: messenger RNA, 753 nt
Organism: Neoarthrinium moseri
Lineage: Eukaryota; Fungi; Ascomycota; Sordariomycetes; Amphisphaeriales; Apiosporaceae
Exons: 3
Coding region: 1-753 (250 amino acids)
Source: RefSeq, a predicted model, not a curated record
AUGGCUUUGAAAUUGCAGGAUGAGCUAAAACAGCAAUUGAGCUCUCUGAGUGAUUCUCUUGGAGGCAACUUACCAUUGGACGGUGCUGUCUUGAAAGCUCUACCUUCGGGGACCACCUCAGCAUCAGCACAUAGCUAUGGUCAUUCUGCGUGGUCUUUCACUGCCAAAAUUAACGCACUUGAUCAAAACCAUAAGCCGGUUGCCUAUCUUCUCAAAUAUGUUGCUGGAGAUCUUGGAAGGCACCAACUAAAAGGAGAGUUCAUUGGUAUGGCAGAGUUGCACAGACUUUCGCCCGAGAUGGUCCCCAGACCAAUCGCUCAGGGAAAGCUUGAAGUGGCAAGUCCAGCUACCUACUUCCUCUUGAUAGAAUUCAAGAACUUCAUUCCUGGGCUUCCGGAUGCCGCAAAGCUUGGUGCCCGUCUGGCGGCCUUGCAUGAGAGAAGCGAGUCGCCGGAUGGCAAAUUUGGUUUCCACGUCCAGACCUACGACGGCGCGCGGCUCCAAGCCAUCGCUCCUGACAGCAGUUGGACUUCGUUUUUCUCCAAGCUUCUCGCCGAGGCCUAUCGGCAAGACGCCGAGACCAACGGCGUCUGGCCAGAACUCGCAUUGGUGCACUCGAGAGUACAGUCCCACCUCAUACCGCGUCUCAUUGGGGUCUUGGAAUCUGAAGGCAGGACGGUGAAGCCUACGCUGAUCCACGGAGACCUGUGGGAGGGCAACAUAGGCGUCGAUGCCGACACUGGCGAUCCGUGA